AUGGAGCAGAAGGGAAAGAUGGUUCCGUCUUCUUCAGUUCCGCCGGAGAUUUUGUGGUCUUCACUUCCUUUGAUACUAAAGCAAUUUCCUGUGAAAACCUUGCUGAAAUUGAGGUGUGUUUCCAAGGUCUGGUGCUCCAUCAUUGACGAUCCAGAUUUCAUUCGAUUGCACCAUAAGCACUCCCAUACUCGGCCUGACGGGGUCAGCAUCGUCCUUAUGAAUAAAGAUGGUGGUGAUUAUCAACUUUACUCUGUAGAUCCAGAAGGAGGUCCACUCGUUGACCUUCUAGAAGUGCCUUCUCUGUUCGUCUCAAAAUAUUAUUCAAGCGUUUAUGAACCAAACUAUGCAGACACCAUACAAUUACAAUCCGUUAACGGCUUAGUUUGUAUUCAAAACCGCAUAUGGAAUCCAAGUACAAGACAACGAAUAGAGAUCCCACCAAGGAAGGAGAGUACAACUACUUUUCUGGAUGUCCCAACAUACUUGUUAGGGUUCGAUCCUUUUUCCGACAAGUACAAAAUUCUUAAUAAACAAGUGGUUGUUAGUAUAGAUGGUGGGGGUGUGGAAAAACGAGUCGAGUACCAGAUUUUGACCAUCGGUACAAACGAGUGGAGAGAGAUUGAUUCGGUCCCGAAUGAAUUUGUUCCGUACCAUCGUAAUCAUAGAUCUUGUUGCAUUGAGGGUGUUAUAUAUUCUUUUGCUUGUAUUUCAGAUGAGGACAUGAUACUUGCUUUUGAACUGACGCGCGAGGAGUUCCGAAUCAUUCCACUUCCACCAGAAGUUGAUCAUGUUGAUUGUUGUGACUUUUAUUUAAUAGAAGUGAGAGAACGUUUGGGUCUGAUAAAUGGUGCGAUGACCACAAUCUCUAUAUUAGAAGAUUCCGAGAAGAUUGUUUGGAUGACGCAGAAUUCCAUCUUUCCAGAUUUUAUUUUAAAAUAUUAUGAGGGGAGUAAAUUUACACCAAUUGGUGCCAUUCAUACAGAGAUUUUACUGUGUGUUGAUGAUUGGAAUACACAAGUAAAAAGAUUCUUUUAUUAUGAUCUGGAAAGUAAAAGAUUGAGGAGGGUUGAUGCCGUUCCAAACUUACUUGACAUAUUUCAAUAUGGUAUCUACUACACCAAACAUGUGGAGAGCUUAUUUCGAUUGAAAAGGUUUUAUUUCGUUCUUAUUGACCAAAGUUAA
This is a messenger RNA of Cornus florida, 1182 nucleotides long. Its product is annotated as putative F-box protein At3g52320. NCBI's taxonomy places the organism in Eukaryota, Viridiplantae, Streptophyta, Magnoliopsida, Cornales, Cornaceae. The transcript has a single exon. The record is from RefSeq and is a predicted model, not a curated record. The coding region runs from base 1 to 1182 and encodes 393 amino acids. Gene Ontology annotation, molecular function: protein binding.